AAAGUAGCUUCCAUAUAAGAUUCGAUCUCUUCGUCUCUGAAGUUUGCGAAAUGAAGAGGGAAGAAAAGAUGUGGAGCGAUUUGCAGUUGCUCUUGAUUUUUAUCAUUUGUGCUGCUCCUAUGGUUGCCAGCUGGUCUCCUAAUGACGGACACAGAAGGAACAAAGAGAACUUUUCUCCUAGACAGUCAACUGGUUACAAAUCCUGGAAUUCUGACCUUUAUCCCAUUUGGAAGACUGGGGACUCACGGUGGCAUGACUGUUGGAAAGGUGGACCAAUUUCACUUGAAGUUAACAACGAUGCUCCCACCUUAACCGGUGCUAAAGCCACAUUCUACAUUAACUUGAAAUUCCCUCAGAAUCAGACUGUUCAUGUUGAUGGUGACAUUAUUUGGACUGAAAACUGUACUUUGAAUGGUACGCAAAUAACUGCUGGUGAGUCAGUGUAUCCUAAUAAUACAUGGCAGAACGUUGAUGAGAAGUUUCCAGAUGGAAGGCCCUUUCCAAGAAUUGCAAAGAAGAAAGGAUCUAAAUUUAUCUUUGUAUGGCAAACGCUAGGGAAAUACCAGCAGGUUGUGGAUGGGCCGUCAUCUUUGGCGGUUGUUGACACAACAGAUGUCCCAUUAGGUUCCUACACCAUGGAGGUAACUGUAUAUCAUUAUCGUGGACGCCAGAAGUUCAUUCCAAUAGGAAAAGCUAAUUCACAGUUUACAAUCACUGAUCAGAUUCCAUUCUCUGUUGAGAUUUCCCAGAUUAGUGAUCUCAAUGAUGCUGACAACAGUUUCAUACAGAACCGAGCUAUUCUGUUUGGAAUUAAACUGCACGACCCUGGCCUAUAUUUAAAAGAUGCUGAUAUCAGCUUCUCUUGGGAUUUUGGAGAUGGAAGUGGUAUCCUAAUCUCCCGGGUCCACACAGUGACGCACACGUACCUCUCAACAGGAGUGUUCAAACCACACGUAUUCCUACAGGCUGCCAUCCCAUCAACUGUGUGUGGUACAGCCGAUCCAACUCCAAUGAUCUCAACUAUAACCUCCGACCCCUCAUCACCUCUACCUAUCACAAGAUCCUCAAUUGUGACCUCUGGUCCAAUUGUAUUCCCAGUAACUAGCGAGCCUACUGCACAGGACGCUACUACAGGAAAUACAGCUCCUCCUCAGCCACCAACAGUUGAACCUGUUGCUGUAUCAACUCUAGUGUCUGAUUCCUCAGUACUGCCUUCUGAGCAGCAGACAAUCACAAUAAUCCCCAGUUCUACAGGAGACCCUAUUCCAGUUCCUUCUUCUACCAUCAGUCCUGUAACCCUUGACUCUGAUGAUGCAAUAAAUGCAGCAAUUGCUGUCUCAGAACAAGUUACAAAUGUGGCAACCCCAGGCUCUGAUGAAGCUAUAAAUGCGGCAACCCUUGUAUCUAAUGAAGCUAUAAAUGCAGCAACCCCAGGCUCUGAUGAAGCUAUAAAUGCGGCAACCCCAGGCUCUGAUGAAGCUAUAAAUGCAGCAACCCCAGGCUCUGAUGAAGCUAUAAAUGCGGCAACCCCAGUAUCUAAUGAAGCUAUAAAUGCAGCAACCCCAGGCUCUGAUGAAACUAUAAAUGCGGCAACCCCAGUAUCUAAUGAAGCUAUAAAUGCGGCAACCCCAGUAUCUAAUGAAGCUAUAAAUGCGGCAACCCCAGGCUCUGAUGAAGCUAUAAAUGCAGCAACCCCAACCUCUAAUGAAGCUGUAAAUGCAGCAACCCCAACCUCUAAUGAAGCUCUAAAUGCAGUAACCCCAGGCUCUGAUGAAACUGUAAAUGCAGCAACCUCUCCUUCCGAUGAAGCUAUAAAUGCAACAACCUCUCCUUCCGAUGAAGCUAUAAAUGCAGCAAUCACUGUUUCAGACCAAUCAACCACUCUAUCUGCUACAAUGUUCAUUCCAGAAAGCGAGGUAACUGCUAUGGACGCAAAUGAAGUACUGAUGGUGGUGAAGCGACAGGCUAUUGAGGAUCCAGUUGCUGAUUGCCUUAUCUACCGCUAUGGCACCUUUAGUACCACCGUCAAUAUUGUCCAGGGCAUUGAAAGUGUAGAAAUUGUACAAAUAUCAAACGUGGUGCCAGGAUCAGUGGCAGAGAUGCAGCAAAAUGCUGUGGAUUUCACAGUGACUUGCCAGGGAAGCUUCCCAAGUGAGAUCUGCACUGUUGUCUUAGAUGCAGACUGCAUAAAUCCUCAGCAAACUGACUGUAGUGAAGUGCUGCCUGCUGAUGAAUGUCAGCUUAUCCUUCGCCAAUUUUUCAACUCUUCUGGAACUUAUUGCGUAAAUGUCUCUAUGACAAAUGCAGUCAGCUUGGCUGUUGCUAGUGCCCGCGUUGAUGUGAACCCAACUGCAGAUGCAACACCUAAUACAGCUGAAGCCUUGGUACUUGUUGGGAUGUUGCUCAUUGCAACUAUCAUUGGAGUUGUAGCCGUUACCUACAGGAAGUACAAGGAAUAUGCUCCUUUGCAUCAAGACCCUUUGAGGAUUCACUCUGAGUGGAUCCCGGACAGGGCUGCUGUUAACAUUUUCCUAAGAAAUAUGUUUGGUCAUCAACAGAGUAAAGUCAGCGAGAACAGCCCUCUUCUGCAUGGGUGUGUCAUCUGAGACAGUGAACGUGGAUUAUGAAAGUGGAUUCAUGUUACUAAUAAAAUGUAACCAACCCUAGUUGCAAGUGUGAAUUUUUUUUUUAAAUGGUGGGGAAGGGAGAUGAUUGAUGUGACACUGUUUGAACGAUCAAAUAAAUAAGACUUUAAGCUGCAAGGCUAUCGGUCACCUUGA
This is a messenger RNA of Stegostoma tigrinum, 2780 nucleotides long. RefSeq names its product premelanosome protein a (gene pmela). The coding region runs from base 51 to 2606 and encodes 851 amino acids. The transcript has 12 exons. Lineage: Eukaryota; Metazoa; Chordata; Chondrichthyes; Orectolobiformes; Stegostomatidae. Gene Ontology annotation, cellular component: melanosome. The record is from RefSeq and is a predicted model, not a curated record. Gene Ontology annotation, biological process: melanosome organization.